Aspergillus wentii DTO 134E9 is the source of this 1438-nucleotide messenger RNA. RefSeq names its product aromatic alcohol reductase. The record is from RefSeq and is a predicted model, not a curated record. The coding region runs from base 404 to 1297 and encodes 297 amino acids. The transcript is spliced from 4 exons. Gene Ontology annotation, molecular function: oxidoreductase activity. Lineage: Eukaryota; Fungi; Ascomycota; Eurotiomycetes; Eurotiales; Aspergillaceae.
GAAUUAUUAUGAAGUGUAUAUCUUGUCCAUGUGGUGGAAUUGUUUUGAUAUGAUAACUAUUAGAUAGAGUAUACCAUUGGAUGCGGUAUAUUCAACCUCAAGAUGUCCAUAUCAAGUAGUGCUUGCUAUCCAACUAUGGUCUAGCUUCAAACCGUCUAUCUAUUAAUCAUCAUUAAUAAUAACAUCUCCAUCCCUGCACGACAUUCACCCUCAGAAUUACGAGUGUUGGACAGACUCCUAAUGUCUGACGUGCUUUUGUCGCGAUAUUUCCCAUGUCUUUGAAAUGCGGGGAUGCUCUAGGGUGUAUUUGAAUGUUUUAAACAGCGAGAGACCCAGAGUCAAUGAAUUUAUAAUAUAGAUUACCUCCUACUUAUUAUAUCAGCAGCAAUAUACAGCUUGCAUAAUGGCAUUCAAGAACAUCGCAGUUGUCGGGGGCUCUGGACUCAUCGGAAAACCCAUCGUCAACGCCCUCAUCACCUCCCCACACAACUACACCGUCACCGUCCUCACCCGCGAACAAUCCUCUACUGCUCCCUCCGGCGCCACAACCACCAAAGUCGACUAUAACAACCACGCUACCCUCGUAGACGCGCUCAAGGGCCAGGAUGUCGUCGUCUCUGCCAUCGCAACACCAGCUACACCCGAGCAGAUCAAGAUCAUCGAUGCGGCUGUCGAAGCGGGCGUCAAGAGAUUUGUUCCGGCGGAGUUCGGUGUCGAUACCACUUACCCCGGUACUGUCGACCGGUUUCCGGGCUUCAAGCUGAAGCAGGAUGUGAGGGAGUACUUGGAUGGGAAGAUUGAGUGGACGGCUUUUGCGACUGGGCCGUUUUUCGAUGGAACCUUCCAACGCGGAUUCCUGGGCUUUGAUAUUAGCUCCAACACAGCUUCGUUCGAUCCGAAAUAUAGAGCCAAUACCUUUUCGGCGAGCAAUCUCGACUUCAUUGGUAGGGCUGUAGCGCAGGCUCUUGCGCCAUCUAUCGCUCCCAAGACCGCGAACAAGCUCCUCUACGUUCGGUCUUUUACCGUCUCGCAGGAUGCGCUUCUUGCUGAGGUGGAGAGAAUCACGGGCAAGGAGUGGAAGGUUGAGACGAUCAGCUUUGAGGAACUUACAAAGGAUGCGCGGGAGAAACUGAAGAACAAUGACUUCAGUCGCGUGGGAGCGCUGAUCCAGGAUGUUAUUUUUGACUCGGCGACUGGCAAUGACUGGGACAUUAGGGGGGUUACAUCGAAUGAGCUUCUCGAAUUGCCGGAUAAGGAGGAUUUGGAGGCAACUCUCCGCAGGGUAUUGGCGGCCUAGGCUUCUUGGGCACAAUAGUAAUUUCAAAUUGAGAUUAUUUUUAUUUGGUUAUUCCCAGUAGUAUAACUUUUCCGGGCAUAAUAAAAGAUCCGGCCGUUUUGGAAUCCCGAAAACAAAACACCUGCCAACCCAUAAAUGGCU